Molecule: messenger RNA, 8552 nt
Organism: Coccinella septempunctata (seven-spotted ladybird)
Lineage: Eukaryota; Metazoa; Arthropoda; Insecta; Coleoptera; Coccinellidae
Exons: 15
Coding region: 403-8196 (2597 amino acids)
Source: RefSeq, a predicted model, not a curated record
AAUGUCGCCGCGCUUAAGGAAAAGCAGUAAAAUCACCUUUUUAAUUGUUUUGGGGGAGGGGGUCCUCGCCAAUUACCAUCGGGGGGCACUUGGAAGUAGAAAGACCGAAUCUGCUGCCCACCGAUCGAAUUAAGUGAGAGGGAAACCGUUUGAUACAGUUUUUUGAGUAUCUUAUGAAAAUUUCCAGCGAUUGCAGAUAACCAGUAACAAUUCCGACGCGCUGUCUUUCACAUCGGGCGCUGAAUCGAGUGUGCGCGCUUUUUUUUACCGCUUCUUGUUUCCACCCCUAACCCCCUGGAUUACCCCGCAUGGGACGCUAUGGGUCUUGACUCCAUCGAAGUUUCACGUGUGUGACUUUGAAAAUCUAUUGAUAGUAUUGUGAACUGUAUGUGAAAGUGCACAAUGAAGAUAUUUUAUAUAUUAUUCUUUAUCUUCUUCCUACACGUCGAAGCUCAAAGAAGAACUCAAACGAGACAAGAUGCAACGAACGCAGAUACCCCAGUACGAGGAAGAGGAAGAUCAAGGUUCACCAACACAGAAACGUCAUACUCACAACCGUCCGAGACACCUAGCAGAAGAAUACCCUCAAGAAGAAGACAGGAGCCUUCUACCUCUGCACCUAUUGAAAAACCAAAUUAUCCAACCCCAUCAUCCUCCACUCAAAGUUACGCAGUUGAAGAACAUAUCGACGAGGGAGAUGCUCCAAAAUUGAAGGACCUGCCAGAACCCAACUUCGAACCGCAGUUCAUCCCUGAAAUCGAAGCUAAAUCAUCAGAGAGGCGUUCCUCAGCAGAAACCAGCGCAGAGAGAUAUUCUGAGGAGCAGGGGAUUCCAACUGUUAAAGUAGACACCGAUGGAAGUUCCCUAUUUAGAGAAGAAGACGUUCAGCCCAAACUAAACGAGAGAGUUGUCCCAAUAACCAGAAACAAUGUGAGGACUGGUGCUAGUAAAGAAGUGGAACGAAGAAUGGAUGUUAGGAAUGGGGGCUCAAGGAAUGGAGGCAAUAGGGGCUCCAGAAAUGGAAACACAAGAAACACAAACGAUAAUGCAAUUCCUGCAUCGCGAAACGGUGCUUCACGUUCUAGAAACAGCAACGAUAUACCCUCAAGAAGAACAUCAGUGAUCGAACAUUCAGGUCCGAUUUACAGACAAGAACCACCAAGUGAAAUACCUGCUCCUAGGGCCGAAAAUCCGAUCCUUACCAACAAAAUCUCAGACCCAAUCAAGGAUGAGAAUGAAAUUAGGAAAGAAAUCGUUCGAAACUCAGUUCCAAAGGUACCGCCCCCAAUUGGUAUAGCCUCAAUUCUAAGCGAGCCGCCAUUACCAAAGAAAACCGUCAAGAAAACGAUAAAAACAAGAGUCAACACUCAUUCAAGAAACGACGAAGCAGCAAUCCCAACUCGUGCAAGAUCCAACCAGAGGGUAGUAGAAAAUUUCGAAACUGCACCAAGAGUAGCCUCUAGGACUGUGGAAGAAUUUGGUGGAUCAUCCAGGGGAAGGUCUGCAAGUCCCCUGAAUGAAGACAGUCCACCGGUUAGAACUCGAAGUAAUGCGACUCCAAGAACUAUCGAAGCCUCCACUUUAGGUAGAUCUAGGACUAGAGCCACUAGAAAACCAGCUGAAACUGUACAAACUGUAACUAUACCAUCGAGAAGAGGUGGAAGAAGAAGAACGGAGUCAGCUACGACAAGCGCAAUACCUCCAAGAAGAUCCCCUUCAGUUUUUCCCACAGCUGAAGAAUCUCCUUCGAGUAGAUCGAGAACAGGUAGGAAAAUUGAGGCUGAAGUACCAAAAGCACCAACAGAUUCGAAGCAGAAUACCAGACAAGCUAGCAGCAGGGGGAGAAGUAGAGUCCAAGCUUCUCCAGACCAAAUUGGUAGUAGCAGCAACAAAAGACAAACUUCAAGAUCUAGUGAACAUGUCACCAGGUCACCACGUCAAAGAUUCAACGCUAGAUCACCCCCAAACAUCGAUGAAUCCAAGCUCGAGGUGCUACCACUUUUCGAAGGCGAAACCAAACUAGUAUCGGAAUCUGGAAGAAAGCCUAAUCAGUUGGACCAAUUCAUCCCAUCAGAAAACGAGGUAAGAGUGAUAAACCCACCGGAAAACGCUACACCUUCCAUCUCCACAAGUUCAGACGUGUCAACAUCCAGUAAAAUAUCGAGUGUUAAGGUAACGUCUAGGAGAAAGACGCACAGGAAACAGGAAGUAAAGGAAUCGGUUGUGUCUCAAGUGACAGAGGUGACAUCUAAGAGGACAAUCACGAGGAAACCCAUAGCAAGACCUGGUGGUAAACGAUUGACCACCAAAAAAUCAUUGGAAACGAAGUUUAAUGGGUUGACCAGUUCGGAAGAGGACAUAAGUGCCUCUGAUAAUUAUCCAGAGCCCUUCAAGGCCCUUCUUCAGUCCAAGAAACACGAGAAGGAGUCAAGGCCGUCUAACGUACCAGAAGAAGAUACAAAAACGAAGAAGAUCGAGUCAGUCAGUUCUUCAGUAGCACCUAGAUCAGUGUUGGCCUCUCCCAAGGCACCAACUAGAACCACGACCUCUCCUUUAAAAUAUGUCGAAGACUUGGAAAACGAAGUACAGCCCAAAGCGCCAACCACAUCGACAACAUACAGACCAACGAAGAAACGACUAUCGCCAAGUUUCAAGAAUCUCGAAUUGAAAAACAAAAAAUACACGACCACGCCAGUUGGUAAAACAGUGUCCAGGUCCACUUUGGCACCCGCUAAAGAACCAAAGGAUCACAAAUUCCAUUCGAAAUUCAGUUCGGUCUCGAAGAAACCUCUAAAUAGCGUGCCAUCCAAAGGUCUGUCUUUCAACAGGAAGAGCAAGGAGAACGAUAAAUACUCCACGAACAAAACCAGGAAUGCUGCCGAUGUUGGGAAUAAUAGGGGACAGUCUACAUCCGCUCCACUCCACAAAAGCAGUCGUUACAGCUCAAGAUACAGGUCUGGAGGUUCAUCCAGGACCGUAGCAAGGUCGUCAACAGCUCCUCCAGCUUACAUCCCAACAAUUCCUUCAGUACGGUCCUAUAGCGCAACGGUGAAACCCAAGGAGGAUCCUGAAGUAGGAUUAGAGUACAUUUCGUUCGACAUUCCGAGUCGUGGUAUAUCAUCCGCUAACUUGAUAAAAGGAGAAUAUCAAGCUUCCGAAGAUGCUAAUUCUAAUUCCUUGGACGCCAAACAGGAAAAGAGCUUCCAAACCACAGAGAAACCGGUGUCCAUCAUCGAGAGAAUCAUAAAUUCGAUCACAGGAAUAAACAUCACAACGGAACCGACAAUUGUCAAUUACGCACCUUCGUCUUCGCCGGAACCAACCAAAAGCUCGGCCAUUCUUAGUCUGGCACCGAAGAAAUCACACGAGAAAUCAUCCAGACCUGACGACACGACGCAACAAAAACUAAAAUCGAAUAAGCGAGACGCUUCUACCAGCGAAAAACCGACGACAAUAAUACAAAGAAUAUUAGAUUCACUAUCGGCCAUUCAGGCUGCAACCACCACUGAAACCACUACGGUCACAACGACAGACAAUCCGAAACAAGUAGGUACCAAUUUUAACACACUAAGCGCUAGAACCACCACACCUAGCAAUUUAGAUUUAGAAACUGCAUCUUUUUCUUCGACACUGGCACAGAGCACCACUAUCAAUCCACUAGUGGUACUAGAUAACAUCUCCGACGAGCAAGUGUUACAGAAGAGAACGAUAGGCAAACUCUUGGACAUUUUGAACUCUCUAACUACCCCACAUCCUGACUCAACUAAGCUCCCUGAAACGACUAAACUGGUUUAUGUUACACCGAAACUAUCUAACUUUCUGUAUGCAACACCCUCUGUCAGUUCUUCUGGUACUUUGAAACCUUUAACUGGUGACUUAAAAACUGAAAAAACUAUGGCUUCCCCUGAACCCUUCACGUCUUCUAUUCUGAAUACUGAUUCUACUCUAGGUGAUAAUAAAACCGAAAGUACCUCUACUGAGGUACCAUCAACAACCACAACAGUAUCCCCAACCACCUCAGCUACAGAUUCACCCUUAUCCAUAUCUUUGGCUCUCUCAACAAUUCCACAAUAUAUAGAAGACAAUAUACUUUAUUCCACAACUCCGAGAAUACAUCCGAUUAUUAUGAAUAUACAAAGUUUUCUCGCUAUGAAUCGUUUCUCUUCCACAUCUGCCCCUCUCGAUAGUACGACAUCAGAGCCAAUAACUUCUAAUCCACCUUCUGCAACUUCACUCUUUACACCUGCUAAAAGCAGUAAUACUGAACCAUCAAGUACUAUGGAACCAUCUAGUACUAUGGUAUCAUCUAGUACUAUGGUACCAUCUAGUACAAUGGAACUAUCUGUUUCUAUGGAACCAUCUAGUAGUAUGGAACCGUCUAGUAGUAUGGAACCAUCAAGUAGUAUGGAACCAUCUAGUACUUUACCUUCAACAACGACCGUUGUACCAAAACCUGCUACUUCACCUAUGACUUCCCCAAUUCCGACUUCUACCGAGGUACCACUUAGUACCUCUACCAGUACUAUGACUAACACUCCAACUACUACUAUUGCAACGACAACUGGAAUGACAGCGAGCGAUGUCACUCAACAAACGAGUACCCAUUCCUCAAGUACUGAAGUACCAAGUACUACUCCAACUGAAUCAUCUACGAUUACUGAAAGUACAGUACCAAUGGAUGUGACCACAGUGGGUAAUUCUGAUACUUCAGAGGCAACAACUGGAAUAUCCAGUACGGAGAGUGUUUUCUCGUAUUUCUCGACUAUACCCACGUUCUCUAGAUUUGAAGUGAGCCCAGACAGCGUGUCAAUAUUCUCAGCUAAUGAUCUUUUUUCCAAUGCCAUCACCCCCGAUGAUUUCUUGACAAGUACUAUUUCAAUUCCUGGAAAAGUAUCGGAUUCUUAUUUUACCACUGGAAAAACUACUUAUCCAAAUAGCGAUGACAAAGCUGCGAAUACCAAACAAAACUCUAUUAUGUCUUCUGAAAAAACGACGUCUCCUACUACAACUACUUUUACCACGCAAGGUAGAAUGACGAGUACUCCAACAGACACUGUAAAAACUACUUAUCCAACCAUCGAUGACAAAGCUGCGAAUACCAUACAAAACUCUAUAAUGUCCACUGAAAAAACUACGUCCCCUAGUACAACUACUUUCACCACUCAAGGAAGAAUGACGAGUACUCCAACAAACACAGUCUUAACAACGACAGUUAGCGUUUCACAAACUACUUCCAAAUCUAACAUAGUACCAACUGAAGACAAUUCAACUCCUUCUUCUGUUGUAACAACUGGAAUGUCUGUAAAUACUUCUAACACGCCUUCAACUACUUUGUCUCCUAUCACCAACGGUACUACACCCGGCUCUGGACGCAUGGGAAAAUUACUACAGAAUGUAGAGGACGAGGUAUCGAACAAUAUAGAUACUUCAUCUAUGGGGCCAGACUUCUUCAUAUUCGCAGUAUUACCAAAUAAUACGAUCUUAAGAAAAAGACCUCUUGUCUACCCUAAAGAAACACCAUUUGUGAUAGUUGGAGUGUAUCCUAACAAUACUGUUAUUAGAAAGUAUCCAAAUGGCACCCUUAUACCGAUGGAACCUGUUAUAAGGGUAAGAGGUUUCGAUACUAGAGCCAAUCCUCCACCCUUGCCAGAUAUAACAAGUAACCAAGUAACACCAGACAAGGGGAACGAAAUGGAUAACACAAAACUCGAAAUGGUGAGCACAACCCCCACAAGUACUGUAAAUAGUUUGAUUUCCACCACAAAUAAACCAGAAAUUAUACCAAACACUAUUGGGAUGACAGCAAUGAUGGAUUCAACAACUGUUGAAUCCUCGACUGAAGAAGAAACAUCUUCUUCUAAUACUGUCAUUCCUGACAAUGUUAUCAGCAGCACUACACUUGUUCCCUCCACCACCCUACCUUCAAUAUCGGAAUUGCUUAACGGGAAAACAGUCCAGGCCUAUAAUAGCCUUGUAAAUAAUACGUCCCCUAACCAGGAGUCCACAACAAAGGUUGAUGAUAACGCAAUCAGAAGCUCAACAACUACAGCUCUCCCAACAGUGAAUACAGUAACUGUCGUUCCUUUGAACGUGCCAUCAAGUACUGCAAUUCCAUCGUUCUUGAGUACACUCAUUACAACUCUUCAAUCGAUUGGAACGACCAGAUUGCCUGUUGCUCCGACAACGCAAUUUCCCUUCAGGUUUUCCUCAACUUAUCGCGCACCUUUAUCAACAACCAUCAUGACAACAAAUGCUCCAACCACCACCACUGUUCUUCCUACUACAACAGUUCCAACCACAACAAAGGCAACCACAACCACUAGAGCAACUACAACCACUAUGCCAACUACAACCACUAAAGCAACUACAACCACUAUGCCAACUACAACCACUAAAGCAACUACCACCAGAAGAAUAACUACCACAACUAUGCCUCCAACCACUACUUUACCCCCUACGACGACUACAACAAUAGUUCCUAUGACAACUACCACUACUACACCUAUGGUUAUGAUGAGUGAAGUACAGGAUUCAUCCACACCUCCCCCUUUCACUAGCAAACCAGCGGUAUCAUCCAGAACAGGAAAGGCACUUCAGUCCACAACUCUAUUCCCAUAUUUCAAUCCUAGCGACUUUCCCCUGUUAUCAUUCUUCAGCACUGAAAGACCCAGAAGGACCAAUAACGAGGAAAGUACAACCAUCAAAACAACAACACAAGCACCGACAACAAUUACUCAAAAAACAACCACUGAAAAAGUUGAGACGACUAGUGAAAGUUUGGAGGAACUAUUGAAAAAACUGAUCGAUAGUAUCAAACCCAGGAAAAAAUUGACAGAACAACAGAAGCAAGAUUUGGAGAUGAUAAGACGUUUGGAGAAAGAACAGGCUGCAAUAUUGAAGCAACUGUCGCUUUUGACCAAUUUGAACUUGAACAAUUUUGGAAACGGAGCCUCUACGGGCAAUUUGGCGAACAGGAUAAUCUCUCUGGCAAAAGAGAGGGACAGUAGAAAAGUUAAAACUCCAACUACGAAACCAACUACCACUACUACUAGGAGGACAACUACCACCACCACAGAACCCACCACAACAGUAAGAUUGCAAUUGGAAGAUGAGGCUGAGAAAGAAAGAAUGAGGCAGAUUGAAAACUUGAUCAAAUUAUUGAAUAUGAACGGUGUUACACCUUCUCCAAAGAAAGAAACCACAUAUGGUACUUCCAAUGAUGCGAUACUUGCUGCUUUACUGAAGGAAAGGGGUAUUGGACCAUCGACUCCUAAACAAUUGGCCGACCAGCUUGAACAAUCGGGAUUCUUCACAACUAACGAAGUAACUGCUGCAACAACAAAAAAACCCACAGUUAGAACAACGAGAAAACCCAGAACAACCACCCAACCCACACGUGGACCACUCCUUCAGCGACUAAACUGGCUCCUUGACGCAUUCGCGCCACCACCAACGAAAGCACCAUCAAGAAAGCCCAAAACGACAACGAAAAAGCCAAAACCGAAAGUCGAGGAAGACAUCAUGACCAAUGAACCCACGCACUUAACGCCGAUGGUUUCACCGCCACCUAAAACGAGUAAACCGAAUUCUCUGACCCAAGACGACAUUCAGAAGCUCAUCAAGCAGCUCGAAGCCAUACAGAAAGAUCCAUCUGCUGCUAAAAACCUGGAUUUGACGUCUUUCAAGAGCUUGCAGAGCUUGAACAAGGAGAACGUCCAAGUGUUCAUGCCUGGUUCGAGUGGGGUGUCAGAGAGGGAAACCACAAAACCUGUUACUAGGGCGGUUUCACAGAAAAAUAAGGUAACAACCACGGAAUCUCCUGUGGUGGAAACUACAACAAGAGGAAGAGCAAGAGCAGUUAGGACGUCGACUUAUGCUCCAACACCAGUGAGUAAUAGUUUAUCAGAUGAUGACGAAGUGGUUGCUCCUACUACUAAGGGAAGAGUGACCAUUCCCCCAGUUAGGCUGAGACCAGUCAGUGGAGUAUCUGAUGACGCUGGAUCUAUGGUGAGGGGAAGACUGUUAACUGCAGCAGUUAACGUGACAAGGGCUAUUUCUGGAUUCUUGGGAUCAGCAUUCCAGGAUGCAGUGAAAAAUUUAGCCCGAUCAUUAUCCAGUGGAUCUUUGGCGAACAUUGCUGGAAGUAGUUCAGUCCCAAACAGCGAUGUUACGUCUAUUGACGAAGAUUAUUCUUAGUCAAAAUGAGCGGUAAAUGAAUGCAGCAACAUCCUUCCAAACCAUAAUGGGUUCAGGUUCCAGAAUUGUUGGAAGUGUUGCCAGAGGUUCGUCAGCCAGUGUGAGGGAUGGCGAAUAGAAAUGUGCUAUAUUACGUAGCUAAGUCUUAUUUAUUUUACCACUAAGAUUCUUGUAACUAUCCUCAACGAAAGCUGAGUCAAUUUCGAGAAUACGAAUUUCUCAUUUUAUCUUGGAUAUCACACAUAAGCGAUAUUUUGCAUGUAGAGUAAAUGAAAUGACUGAUAAUUAUACGUGAUUUGAUGGAUGUUAUCGAAGUUUGAUUGUGUUUUAGUCGUAGGUAAUGAAUUUUAUGUUUU